Molecule: messenger RNA, 1593 nt
Organism: Rhinocladiella mackenziei CBS 650.93
Lineage: Eukaryota; Fungi; Ascomycota; Eurotiomycetes; Chaetothyriales; Herpotrichiellaceae
Exons: 4
Coding region: 1-1593 (530 amino acids)
Biological process (GO): transmembrane transport
Cellular component (GO): plasma membrane
Molecular function (GO): transmembrane transporter activity
Source: RefSeq, a predicted model, not a curated record
AUGCGCUCCUCGCUGGACGGGUCAAGUAAGUCAAAUGAUCAAUCCGACCCUGAUUCCCGACCGAGCUUAUUGAAACCCCCUUCCGAACUAGACGAAAAGGCCCAACAUGCCUACAACGACACAAGCGGUGUUGGUGCGCGUCAACUGGAGUAUGAUCCCGAUAUCGCCCAUCCCGCUGCUGGCUACAGAGAUGCCGAGACGGCUGUGCUGCCAGCCGGUGUCUCGGAGCGGAAACUCCUCACCAAGAUCGACCUUCGGGUGAUUCCCGUUCUGUCUGUCCUCUAUCUAUUGGCCUUCCUGGACCGAACCAACGUUGCGAAUGCUGCCAUUUUUGGCCUGGUCAAAGAUCUCAACUUGACCGCGACACAAUACAGCACGGCAUUGACCAUCUUCUUCGUUCCAUAUGUGGUCUUCGAGAUCCCCUCCAAUAUAAUUCUGAAGCGCCUCAAGCCCCAUGUCUGGCUUUCCCUGUGCAUGUUUGGAUUCGGCUUGGUCACUGUGUGCCAAGGAUUGGUACAAGGUUAUGGCGGCAUUAUUACCACCAGAUUCUUCCUUGGUUUGUUCGAGUCCGGAAUGUUUCCAGGAAGUUUUUAUUUGAUUGGAAUGUGGUACAAGAGAAACGAAGCCCAAAAGAGAUAUACCUUUUUCUUUGCCAGUACCACCUUGGCUGGCGCCUUUGGCGGUCUCCUCGCUUCGGCCAUCGGUAAGAUGGACGGCAUGUGUGGCUAUCUCGGAUGGAGAUGGGUCUUCAUUCUCGAGGGGUGUCUGACAUGCGCUGUCUCAUUCGUCUGGUUCUUCAUUAUCCCAGAUUUCCCAGAGGACGCCCAGUGGGUGACCGAGACCGAACGACAGUACAUCAUGGCUCGACUCCGUGAGGAGCAAGGCAAAUCCGCCAUCGAAAAACGUAUCACGUUCAAGGCCGUGGUCAACUGCUUCAAAGACUACAAGUUCAUCUUGGGCUGGCUCAUGUAUUUUGGCCUGAUCGUACCUGCUUACGGUUACGCCUAUUUUGCGCCCACUAUCAUCAAGACAUACGGCUACAGCAAUAUUGGAACGCAACUGCACUCUGUUCCACCGUGGGCAGCGGCCUUCGGGUUCAGCAUGUUAGUGGCUGCCCUCUCCGAUCGUCUGCGACAUCGAUUCCUCUUCACCGUCAUACCCAUCUGCAUUUCCAUUGCCGGCUUCGCCAUUCUCAUGAUCGAGCACGAUGACCACCAUCUAGAGUAUGGCGCUCUUUUCUUGAUCACUUCUGGGACUUACAGCGCCAUGCCCAUCAUCGUGUGCUGGUUCAACAUGAACCUCGCUACCCAUACCCGCCGUAGCGUUGGUUCGGCGUGGCAAAUUGGCGCUGGCAACAUCGGAGGCAUUAUCGCCAGCUACAGUUUCGAAGCCGCAGAUGCGAAGACCUUCUUCCACAAAGGCUACAGCAUCUGCAUGUCAUUCAUCUGCUUGAGUGCGGCCAGCUGUGUGGUGUACUUUUUGGCUUGCUUGACCCAAAAUCGGAGCCGAGAGAAGAAUCACGAUGUGGGGUUGACCGAGUACGAGAAGACUGAAAUGGGCGAUAUGAAUCCAGAAUACCGGUACAUGCUUUGA